Thermothielavioides terrestris NRRL 8126 is the source of this 2156-nucleotide messenger RNA. RefSeq lists its product as uncharacterized. The coding region runs from base 439 to 1992 and encodes 517 amino acids. The transcript has a single exon. Gene Ontology annotation, biological process: transmembrane transport. NCBI's taxonomy places the organism in Eukaryota, Fungi, Ascomycota, Sordariomycetes, Sordariales, Chaetomiaceae. Gene Ontology annotation, molecular function: transmembrane transporter activity. The record is from RefSeq and is a predicted model, not a curated record.
UGUCUUCAAACACAUGUCUGGGGGGAGCGGAGGCUUCUUUCUCCCUUAUUUUGCAAGCUUGUUGCCUUUCUGCUCUUCGUCUUCCUCUUCGGCAACAUCCUCAAGUUGUAGGAUGCUGCUGCUGAUCGCUAUCACGAGCCACAAUCAUCAUGUCGCAAGAGUGCAUUAUCGAGUUGGAUGGGCCCCUGGGCACCAGCAUCGCCGAGCGGACUAACACGGCAUCAACUGCCACUGCUGCCGGCGCCAAUCUCGGUGAUGCAGGCCCCAUCACCACGACAGGCGAUGGAAACGAAGAGGCAACUCAGCAUCCGCGGUAUGGCUGGCGCUUCUACGCCAUCUACUGCAGCCUCAUUGCAUCGACCCUGCUGAGUGCGCUCGACGGCUCCAUCGUCUCAACCGCCUUGCCCACCAUCGCGGGGAACUUGGACAUGGGCUCAGAUGCCGUAUGGGUUGCCAACGUCUACUUUCUUACCGGGUGCGUUUCGGCAUCAUCAUGGACACCACGGACUGCCUUCAGUGGCCGGGACUAAUCCAACCACGCCCAACAGCGCCGUGUUCCAGCCACUCUUCGGCCAGCUCUCGGAUCUCUGGGGCCGCCGCUGGGUCUUCCUCUCGACCCUCGCCAUCUUCACCCUCGGCAGCGGCCUCUGCGGCGGCGCGAGCACGGGCAGCAUGCUGAUCGCGGCGCGCGCGGUGCAGGGCAUCGGCGCCGGCGGCAUCAACAUGAUGGUCGACCUGAUCAUCUGCGACCUGGUGCCGAUGCGCGACCGCGGCAAGUUCCUGAGCCUUAUCUUCGUCGCCAUCGGCGUGUUCACCGCCGUCGGGCCGCUCAUCGGCGGCGCCCUCGCCCAGGCCGGCCUCUGGCGCUGGGUCUUCUACCUCAACCUGCCCAUCGGCGCGCCCUGCAUGGUCGUCACGUUCCUGUUUCUGCGCGUCAAGGCCCGUGCUGAUGGCGGGUCUUUCGCUGCUAGAAUGCGCCGCGUCGACUGGGUCGGCGUCGCCAUCCUCACCAUAUCCACCAUCGCCGUCAUGUACGCCGUGACCUAUGGCGGCAGCCUCCGCAGCUGGGACGACUCGCGGGUCGUGGCCCCGCUGGUGGCCGGGCUGCUGUGCCUGGUGAUCUUCGUGCUCUUCGAAGGGUCGCCCUUCGUGUCCGAGCCCGUGACGCCGUACCACCUGUUCGCCAACCGCACCUCGGCUGCGGCCUACGCCAUCACCUUCCUGCACUCCAUCAUGAGCCUGUGGAUCAUGUACGUCUUUGCCGUCUACUUCCAGGCCGUGCUGGGCAAGUCGCAGACCAUCUCGGGCGUCUGCCUCAUGCCGACCGUGCUCGGCUUCCCCUUCGCGGCCGCGGUCGGCGGCGCGCUCAUGUCCAGAUGGGGCCGGUACAAGCCGCUGCACCUCGUCGGCUUCGCGCUCUUCACGCUCGGCAGCGGGCUGUGCUCCCUCCUGAGCCAGAGCUCGUCCCCCGCCGCCUGGGUCGUCCUGCAGCUCUGCCUCGCCCUGGGCUCGGGCCUGGUCAUGGCGUGCCUGCUGCCCGCGGUGCAGGCGCGGCUGCGCGAGUCCGACACGGCGCUGAGCACCGGCACCUGGGCCUUCAUCCGCAGCAUCGGCGUCAUCUGGGGCGUCACCAUCCCCGUCGCCGUCUUCAACAACCGCUUCGACGAGCUGCUGCCCUCCCUCGUGCGCGACGAGGCCGCGCGGCGGCUGCUCGGCAACGGCCAGGCGUACGCGCAUGCCACGGCGGAUGUUGUCAACUCGUUCGCGGGCGAGACGAGAGAUCAGGUGGUCGAGGUGUAUGCUCUGAGCCUGCAGCGGGUGUGGCAGAUUGCCGUGGUGUUUGGCGGCGUGAGCUUUCUGCUGUCUGCGUUGGAGAGGGAGGUGGCGCUGCGUAAGCAUCUGCAGACGGACUUUGGCAUCGAGGAGAAAAAGAACACCGCAAGUAGGGGGUCAAACCCACAGCCUCGAGAUGGCGGAGUGUUGGACGCCUGAGCUAGUCGGCCUGGUUUGAAAUAAUUGGUUCGAGCUGCUUGUCGAUGUUGGCGGCAGCAGUUCCGGCAGAACCCAAGCCUUUCUAAAGAAUGCAGACGGUGAAACUGCGCAAUAUAUACCUAAAAAGUGCUAUAGCUAUGCCCCAGCAGCGCCCUGCAACUUGC